Nematostella vectensis (starlet sea anemone) is the source of this 1312-nucleotide messenger RNA. RefSeq names its product N-acetylneuraminate lyase. The transcript is spliced from 13 exons. The record is from RefSeq and is a predicted model, not a curated record. Gene Ontology annotation, molecular function: 4-hydroxy-tetrahydrodipicolinate synthase activity; N-acetylneuraminate lyase activity. Lineage: Eukaryota; Metazoa; Cnidaria; Anthozoa; Actiniaria; Edwardsiidae. The coding region runs from base 123 to 1049 and encodes 308 amino acids. Gene Ontology annotation, biological process: N-acetylneuraminate catabolic process.
CACGUGACGAAGUGACAGGGUGCCCAAAACCAGGUUUGUGUCCCCCGAGAAGAUCUCCCGGAUAUUCCCGAAUUUGUUUCCUUUGGGUACCACAAAAGGUUUAUAAUACAUGUUCAAUUACAAUGUCUAGCAAUAAGAUCACCGGGCUGGUUGCAGCUCCGUUGGCUCCAUUCGACCAGAAUGGAAACCUCAACACCCAGAUUUUGCUGAGCUACACUGAACUCUUGCUGGCUAAUAAUGUCAUUGGAGUUUAUGUAAAUGGAACCAGUGGUGAAGGGUCACUUCUUUGCGUUGAAGAAAGAAAAGCCAUAGCACAGGGAUGGAUUGAAGCUUCGCAUGGAAGAUUUCAGCAAAUUAUUAUUCAAGUCGGUACAGACAAUUUAAAGGACACAAUGACACUGGCAACCCAUGCUGAAAAUAUAGGAGCUACUGGUAUUGCUGUUUUACCACCAGUAUACAACGCACCAGCAUCUCCAGAUGCUGUGGCAACAUACUUGGAGCAGGUGUCAUCCGCAGCACCAAACACACCGCUAUUCUACUAUCACAUCCCAGCAUGGUCUGGCAUCACUUUCCCACUUGAAGACAUUCUAGAAGCAUCAAGCCACAGGGUUCCCACAUUGGCUGGAGCUAAAUGUACCAGCUCAGACCUCUCUGAUUACUGCCGCUGUCUUCGGCUGCAUGGGGGAAAUAACAUUGACUUGCUAUUUGAUGUACAGAUGUUGCUUGGGGCAUUAGCAAUGGGUGCGCAAGGAUUUGUGGGGAUAUCGUUUAACUACGCGAGCAGCUGUUUAAAUCGCAUGAUCAAGUCCUUUAACUCUGGCGAUGUACAGACUGCAAGGGAAGAGCAGGCCCGUGUGCAGGAUCUGUUUCGUGUGAUUUCUAAACAUGGAAGCGAUGCAUUCAACAUUGGCGUUCACAAGGCGCUCAUGAGGCUACGCGGGCUGGAGCUUGGCCAACCAAGGCUUCCAAACACAGCCCUUACUGAAAGCCAGGUAGCUGGCCUCAACCGCGACUUAGAGGAGAUGGGGUUCCUUGAAUGGUGUAAAUAGGGAAACAAGAUAGUUUGUGUAAGACAGUCGCUAUCGUUUUCUCGCGCGCGUGCGCUACUUGGGGUGGUGGUGGUGGGGGAGUCGCUAGGAGAGGUGGCUUCUGAUGGGAUACUCGUAUCUUUUAGGACCAAAAAUGAGAGACUGUUUCAUUAUUUAUGAUUUUAAUCACAAGAUAAGCACCACUAAAAAUAUGUGUUUGGCCAUCGUUUAAAUUUCGUAUAUAUCUGCCUCAUUAAAAGAAGCUGAAAAGCAUUUUACCUAUA